CAGCGGGGCCGUGCCGGGCGGGGCGAUGGCGGGGCCCGGCGGCGCGGCGCGGGGCCGGUUCGCCGUGGUGGGCGGCGGCAUCGCGGGGGUCACCUGCGCCGAGAAGCUGGCUGCAGAAUUCCCAUCAGAAGACAUUUUUUUAGUGACAGCUUCCCCAGUUAUAAAAGCUGUAACUAAUUUCAAGCAGGUCUCCAAAACACUUGAGGAAUUUGAUGUUGAAGAGCAACCAAGUUCCCUAUUAGAAAAACGAUAUCCCAAUAUUAGAGUUAUACAGUCUGGAGUAAAACAGUUGAAAAGUGAUGAACAUAAAAUUUACACUGAAGAUGGGAAAGAAUAUAUAUAUGAAAAACUUUGCCUGUGUGCUGGAGCCAAACCAAAAUUAAUUGUUGAAGGGAACCCAUAUGUAUUAGGAAUCCGGGACACUGACAGUGCACAGGCUUUUCAGAAGAAUUUGGCUCAAGCUGAGAGAAUAGUGGUGGUAGGAAAUGGUGGGAUUGCCCUUGAAUUAGUGUAUGAAAUUCAAGGCUGUGAAGUAAUCUGGGCUAUCAAAGACAAAGCCAUUGGGAAUACAUUCUUCGAUGCAGGAGCAGCUGAAUUCCUCCUUCCGAAGCUCACUGCUGAAGGCCAAGAGACUCCAAUUGAGUGUAAAAGAACCAAGUACACAGUGGAAGGAAGUGAGGAGAAAGGAAGACCUACAGGAGCAUCUGACAAGCUGGGCAGUGCCUUAGGCCCUGACUGGCACGAGGGCUUACACCUUAAAGGGACUAAGGAGUUUUCUCAUAAAGUGCAUAUUGAAAAACUGUGUGAAGUAAAGAAAAUACACUUACAGCAAGAUUUUAUCCAACUGCAGCGGACUUCCUUGACUUUUCCUAAAGGAGAGAAAAAUGUAGGAGAUGAGGUGCUGUGGCCUGUAUAUGUGGAAUUAACUAAUGGAAAAAUUUAUGGAUGCAAUUUCAUUGUCAGUGCAACUGGGGUUGUGCCAAAUGUUGAACCAUUUCUGGAUGGCAAUAAUUUUGCUGUGGGUGAAGAUGGAGGACUGAAGGUAGACAAGCACAUGCACACGUCGCUGCCAGAUGUGUUUGCAGCUGGAGAUAUCUGCACAGCAGCAUGGGAGCCCAGCCCCGUGUGGCACCAGAUGAGGCUGUGGACCCAAGCUCGGCAGAUGGGAUGGUAUGCAGCAAAGUGCAUGGCAGCAGAUGCUUUAGGGGAAUCUAUUGAUAUGGAUUUCAGCUUUGAACUAUUUGCUCACAUUACAAAAUUUUUCAAUUACAAGGUGGUGGUUUUGGGAAGGUACAAUGCCCAGGGCUUGGGCUCAGACCACGAGCUGAUGCUGAGAUGUACCAAGGGCCACGAGUACGUGAAAGUGGUGAUGCAGAACGGCCGAAUGAUGGGAGCUGUGCUCAUUGGUGAAACGGACUUGGAAGAAACCUUUGAAAACUUAAUUCUAAAUCAAAUGGAUCUUUCAGCUUACGGUGAAGAUCUCCUAAAUCCAGAUAUUGAUAUAGAAGACUAUUUUGAUUGAACAAUGCCCCCAUUCCCAUUUUGUAUGAAGCUUUGAUACCAAGUCAUACAUCUUAGAAAACUGUUUUCUCAGGAUUACCAGAAAUGAGGGAUAAAUGCAAUCCUCUAUUAAGAUUUUGGGUUGAUCUUGCCAAAAUACUGACUGGUUACUGCCACUGGUACCAGCUGAUGGUACAGUCUCUGUCGAGCUGGCUCAGAUGAACAGAGAACAGUUUUUAGGGCACAGGGUGCUCAGAGCUCUUGCUACCUGGAAUGUGGGCUGCAAAUAUAUGGCCUUACUCAG
This is a messenger RNA of Vidua macroura (Pin-tailed whydah), 1804 nucleotides long. RefSeq names its product pyridine nucleotide-disulphide oxidoreductase domain 1 (gene PYROXD1). NCBI's taxonomy places the organism in Eukaryota, Metazoa, Chordata, Aves, Passeriformes, Viduidae. The transcript is spliced from 12 exons. Bases 26 to 1522 code for a protein of 498 amino acids. The record is from RefSeq and is a predicted model, not a curated record. Gene Ontology annotation, molecular function: oxidoreductase activity; flavin adenine dinucleotide binding.